CUACAUCCGUCAAAACCGAGAGGGCGGCGAAGCAGGUCGGCUUCUUCAACCCCAGGCCAGCCGGGCAGCCACCAUCCCCAACCUACGCCGAGUCCUGCCACCAUUGAUCGCCGAGUCGUCUCAGUUCCCGAGCCCAGCCACCAUCGCCAACCUACGCCGCCUUCGCCAGCCCAGCCUCCUCCGCCUCCAAUUUCCAGAAUGGAUAAUGUGCAAAAAGGAAAAGACGAUGGCCAAUCAACUCCUGUGGAGAUGCAAGGGACAGGCUCAUCAAGUGGUAGUUUGUUGGGAUUGAUUCAAGAAAGGUACUACAAGAUCAAAGAGAAUGCAGAGACAUACCCUUACGUGUGGGGGUCGUACAUUGCAGUGUAUGGAGGAUUAGGCCUUUGGCUUGUCUACAGAGGGAUGAAACUCCGUAAAACGGAAGAGAGGGUUCGAGCUCUUCAAGAGCAACUGCGCCAACUCGUUGAAUCUCAAGAGCAUGGAGGCGCAUCUGUUUCUGGAUCUAGCAGUAGGGCUCGCCCACCACAGGAUAAAACCACUGAUUAAAUGGUAUGUUAUGAUCCCUUUCGUGGUUUUUCAUUAUUAUUUUUUUGGGUCUUUUAUGACUUUCUUUGGAAGAGAAGAUCCACAUUGGAAGUAGAGAACUGAAGGCUUUAACUUAAUCAUCUUGACAGUACAAGGAAUGGUGUUAACCUGCAUUUCUAUUUGCUUAAGAAUUAUUUAAUGACACUUGUGUGGUAGUAUUAUAAUGCAACAUGUAUUUAUCUUUUACAAACAAGUACUCUGUAUUAUAGUCCGACUUCUGGCAUUCUAUAGUACCAAACUACUCGUACUAUAAUGUGUAGCUUGCUUCAAUUCUUGAUUAAUGAAUUUUCUAUCUUUCA
Messenger RNA from Cuscuta campestris, 884 nucleotides. The record is from the annotation of a GenBank genome assembly. Lineage: Eukaryota; Viridiplantae; Streptophyta; Magnoliopsida; Solanales; Convolvulaceae.